Striga asiatica is the source of this 2577-nucleotide messenger RNA. NCBI's taxonomy places the organism in Eukaryota, Viridiplantae, Streptophyta, Magnoliopsida, Lamiales, Orobanchaceae. The record is from the annotation of a GenBank genome assembly.
AUUAGCUAGCAGCACUUUGCAUCAUGACUACCCAAACACUUCCUACCUUCCAUUUUGACGGGUCCCGCCUGCGUCUCCAAGCUCCCGCCAUUACUGCUACCUCCAGUAAUCACGCUACUCUCCCAAGCGCGACUUUCAAAAGCCCUCAGAAAGGCGGUGCUUUCCAUGCGGUUCGUGCAAUUGACAACCCUCUGGUCCGUCGGAGUAGUAACCCGACGGCGACGGUCUCCGCUUCAGCGGACCUUGAAUCGGCGGCGAACACCGUCCGGAAAUUCUACGACGGAAUCAACCGCCGCGACCUGGCAUCUGUGGAGGAUAUAAUUGCCGAUGACUGCAUCUACGAGGACCUCGUCUUCCCCAGACCUUUUGUCGGCCGCAAGUCAAUCCUUGAUUUCUUUAGGCAUUUUAUGGAUUCAAUCAGCAGAGACUUGCAGUUCGCCAUUGAUGAUAUAUCUGAGGAAGAUGCAUCUGCUGUGGGAGUGAUUUGGCACUUGGAAUGGAAGGGAAAGCCUUUUCCUUUCAGCAAAGGAUGCAGCUUUUAUAGGUUGGAUGUAAUUAAUGGCCAGAGGCAAAUAGUUUACGGGAGAGACUGUGUGGAGCCUGCGGUCAAGCCUGGAGAUGCAGCUCUGACUAUCAUUAGAGGAGUCACUUGGCUGCUCGAGAAAUUCCCGUCCUUGGUUGAUCGGUUAUAGUUGAAGCAUGGAGGCUUUGCCGCUAUAUGUUGUGGAGCUCAGAUGCCAUUGACCGUACACGCCUCUUUUUUUGGCUGGAGACGAAGAGAGAAAAAGUCGGACAGCUCAACGAACAGUUCAAAGCCACGAAAAAGCUCGCCACCUACGCUUUGGUGUCUCCGCCUAAUUUUCGCCCUUUUCAAUCCGCAACCACUUUCUUCACCUGAAGUUUUCGCUCAACGACCGGCUGGCGGUUUUCGUCGCCUGAAUCAUAAUGUCGGCGGUUGCGAGCUUCUCCUGCCGGCAUUAUGAAGUUCGACCCGCGUUCAGAUCGGAAAACCGGGUCGGUUGGUCGACGUUGAUCGGUCAGAGACCGCCGAAAUUCAACAUUUCGAGGCCUUCUCGCGAGGUAGCUUUGAAUCAAUUGAAAAGGGCAUCUACACGUCCUAGUAUACGCAUGGCAAUGGUAGAUGAGAGGCUGGCUGAUAGGAGUGUUGUUGUCAAGCCGGCUGACAUUUUGGCAUAUGAUCUUGUUCAAGGAGCAGAUGUGAGGUGGAGUUACAUCUUGGACAAGACAGUGCCUCAGCCUCCAACUGCUGUUCUCUUGCACGGCAUUUUAGGUAGCAGGAAAAAUUGGGGAACGUAUGCUAGGAGAUUGGCCCAAGAGUUUCCUAAAUGGCAGUUUCUCCUUGUUGACUUGCGUUGCCAUGGCGAUUCAGCGUCUCUGAAAAAGAGAGGACCCCACACUGUUGCUUCGGCUGCCCUAGAUGUUCUAAAGCUACUUGGCCAUCUGAAGCUAACCCCUCGAGUUCUUGUUGGUCACAGCUUUGGUGGUAAAGUUGCAUUGAGCAUGGUGGAUCAGGUUGCAAAACCUCUUGCCCGGCCUGUUAGGGUCUGGGUUUUGGAUGCUACGCCUGGAAAAGUCCGAGCUGGCGGUGAUGGAACUGACCGUCCUGCUGAACUCAUCUCUUUUUUAAACACUUUCCCCAAAACGGUCUCCUCCAAGAGGGAAAUCGUGGGAGCUCUUGUACAGGAUGGCUUCUCAAAAGAUGUGGCGCAGUGGGUGGUAACUAAUCUUAGGCAAUCUGGGGUCACUGGAGCAUCGUCUUCAAGCUUCUCUUGGGUGUUCGAUCUCAAUGGUAUUUCAGAGAUGUAUCAAUCAUAUGAAGACACAAAUCUCUGGAAGCUCGUGGAAGAAGUUCCUCGAGGUGUACAUAUUAAUUUUCUGAAAGCAGAAAGAAGUCUUCAUAGAUGGGCCAUUGAAGACCUUCACAGGAUCCAUGUUGCUGAGGAACAAGCUGCUGAGGAAGGAGGUGGGGUCGAGAUGCAUGUCCUCGAGGAUGCUGGACACUGGGUACAAGCUGACAACCCGGAUGGGCUCUUUAGAAUUCUUUCGCACUCAUUUCAAGGAUUUUAGACAUCGGCAACUUUUGCAAUGUGCACUGCAGUUGAUUCGAUCUCAGCAAUGUGCAUGUAUGAUUUUUUUGUGAGUAUGCAAGUUUUAGUUUUAGUUGCGGGAGACGAGUUUUGAAGCAGUCAAGCUUGAUAGUGUAGAUGUUCAGAGUAAAUGUGUACUUUUCAUGAGAAGGGAAAUCUGAAAUCAUUAACGUAUAAAUAGUUGAAAGUAUCAAGAAAAAAUGCUAUUCUUCAUCCUGUGAUUUUAGGACAUUAUUUUAUACAAGGAUUAUACUGAAAUAGUUAAAGCUUCUUGGCAGCCCACUUGUAAUCUGCAUAUUGAUGUGUAGAGGAACUGGCUAGAUUUUCUCCUUUCUGAGUCUAUCAACUUUACUCUCGAUUGAUGAUACUCCAUUUUUUUUAUCUUAUUUCUUGUUUCUUGAUUUAUAAAUGCUUGAAUACUAUCAAACAUGCAGACAAAAUCGAUAAGGAAAAUUAAAAAGUAUCGGGC